Molecule: messenger RNA, 2035 nt
Organism: Dromiciops gliroides (monito del monte)
Lineage: Eukaryota; Metazoa; Chordata; Mammalia; Microbiotheria; Microbiotheriidae
Gene: DUSP8
Product: dual specificity phosphatase 8
Exons: 7
Coding region: 204-2021 (605 amino acids)
Biological process (GO): protein dephosphorylation; negative regulation of MAPK cascade
Cellular component (GO): cytoplasm
Molecular function (GO): MAP kinase tyrosine/serine/threonine phosphatase activity; protein tyrosine/threonine phosphatase activity
Source: RefSeq, a predicted model, not a curated record
CGGGGAGGUGCGGGGCGGGGCGGGCUGCGCACCGAGCGGCCCGGCCGCCCAGUCCUCCCUUUGACCUUGGCCGGCCCGUCCCGGCGGCUGCAGCGGCAGCGGCGGAGCAGCCGGGCCUGGCCCGGGGGCGGCGGCACGAGGUCCGGCACCAUGAGCGGGCACCCUGGCCUCUAGCCACCCCUCACCAACGCCCCGGCGGCAGCAUGGCUGGGGACCGGCUCCCUCGGAAGGUGAUGGACGCCAAGAGGCUGGCUAGCCUCCUGCGCCGGGGAGCCGGGGGCCCCCUGGUCAUCGAUAGCCGCUCCUUUGUGGAAUACAACAGCGGUCACGUGCUCAGCUCCGUCAACAUCUGCUGCUCCAAACUGGUAAAAAGGAGGUUGCAGCAAGACAAGGUGUCCAUCGCAGAGCUGAUCCAGCCAGGGUCCAGGAUGAAGGUGGAGGCCGAGGACAGGCAGGACGUGGUCGUGUAUGACCAGAAUACCCAGGACGCCAGCGUCCUGGCCGCCGACAGCUUCCUCUCCAUCCUGCUCAGCAAGCUGGACGGCUGCUUCCACAGUGUCUCCAUUCUCACAGGAGGCUUCGCCACCUUUUCCUCCUGCUUCCCUGGCCUCUGUGAGGGCAAACCAGCAGCCAGCCUGCCCAUGAGCCUCUCCCAGCCCUGCCUACCCGUGGCCAGUGUCGCUCUGACACGCAUCCUCCCUCACCUUUACCUGGGCUCCCAGAAAGACGUCCUUAACCAGGACCUCAUGACCCGAAAUGGGAUAAGCUACGUCCUUAAUGCAAGUAACUCAUGCCCAAAGCCGGACUUCAUCUGUGAGAGUCGCUUCAUGCGCAUUCCUGUAAAUGACAGUUACUGCGAAAAGCUGCUGCCUUGGCUGGACAAGUCCAUUGAGUUCAUAGACAAGGCCAAGCUGUCCAGCUGCCAAGUGAUUGUACACUGCCUGGCGGGCAUCUCCCGCUCAGCCACCAUCGCCAUUGCCUACAUCAUGAAGACCAUGGGCAUGUCCUCGGACGACGCCUACAGGUUCGUGAAGGACCGGCGACCAUCCAUCUCACCCAACUUCAACUUCCUGGGCCAGCUGCUGGAGUAUGAGCGCAGCCUGACGCUGCUGAGGGCCCUGAAGGCCGAGGGCGAGCCCCCAGGGCCAGGGCCCGCUGAGCCCCCGCCCCCCUCAGCCCAACCCCAGCCCGUGCCACCACCAUCUACCUCGGAGCCCAGCGGGGAAGGCGGACCGCUGGCGCCCCCUGCCAAGUCCCUGUGUGCCAGCGCUCUGCAACAGGGCCUUCGUGGGCUCCAUCUGUCCUCUGAGCGCAUCCAGGACACCAACCGGCUCAAGCGCUCCUUUUCCCUGGACAUUAAAUCGGCCUAUGCCCCUAGCAGGAGGCCUGAUGCCCCAGGGCCCCCCGACCCCGGGGAGGCCCCCAAACUGUGCAAGCUCGACAGCCCUUCUGGGGCAUCCCCCAGCCCCGAUAGCCCUGAGCGGCCAGGAAAUGGGGCUGAGCUGCCCCCUGAGGUGAGGCCUCGGCUCAGGAGGAAGCACAGACAUCCAGCCACGUCUCCGGGCCACGGCCUCAGCCUGAACUUUGCCACCACCCCCAAGUCAGGGCCGGCACCUGGUGGCAGUGAGGAUGGCCGGCUUGGCCUCUCUGUCCAUGGCCUGCCUGGCCCGGGCCCUGGAGGCUGGGCCUUGCCCCUGGACUCCCCUGGGACCCCUUCCCCAGAGGGGCCCUGGUACUUGAACCCAGAGGGUGCUGGGGGCAGCGGGGGGACUCCGGCCCUCUUCCCAGCAGCCUCCUUUGGUGGUGUGGACCUGAGAUUGAGGGACAAGCCCCGAGCAGAGCCCCGGGAUGGCAGGCACAGUUGGCACGAGGACCCUGUGCCUGAGAAGCCCUUUAAGCGGCGGAGCUGCCAGAUGGAGUUUGAGGAGGGCAUGGUGGAGGGCCGGGCACGGGAGGACCUCGGGAACAUCGGCAAGCAGGCUAGCUUCUCAGGAAGCAUGGAGAUCAUUGAGGUGUCCUGACGGCUGUAGGCAGG